Aphidius gifuensis is the source of this 938-nucleotide messenger RNA. RefSeq lists its product as uncharacterized. Bases 147 to 938 code for a protein of 263 amino acids. The record is from RefSeq and is a predicted model, not a curated record. The transcript has 5 exons. NCBI's taxonomy places the organism in Eukaryota, Metazoa, Arthropoda, Insecta, Hymenoptera, Braconidae.
AUAGCGCUAGUGUUUUUGUUGUCUAUCUAAAAUUGUAAACACAAAAAAAAUUAACAACAAUAAACAAAUGCUCAAUUGUCAAUAACAAAUUGUCCAGUGAUUGUUAGUCAAUUAAAAUAUAAACUGAAAAAAGGUUUCAAUAAAUAAUGUCAUUACACUUGGAUAAUCCGGAUGUCUGGGAUGCUUUGGAUAAAGCAGGUGGUUUAUUACAAAAAAGUGUAACAACAUUUCCACUUGGUGCUAUAUCACCAGCUGAUUUUAAGACAACAAGUGAAAAAAUUGUUGAUUUACGAAAAUUAUUGAUAAAUUUAAAAACACGAAUUCAAGCAUUAAAAGUUAAAAAAGCAUUGCAGCUAAUGACAGAUCCACCUGAGCUGAGUCUAGAUGAGCUUGAUAGUAUAUACAAAAAUAAAGUAUCUGAAACAAUAAUUACAAAUCAAGCAUUAUCAAUAUGUCAUCAAUCACAAGCAGUACAGUAUUUAUUGUGGAAUAAAAAAUCUAAUCCUGAUCAAAAAAAAAAAAUCAAAGAAUUAAUGACAAAAUUGUAUAUAUUAAAUGAUAAAUUAAUAACAAAUCAUGAAAAAAUUCCUUCAGUUGAUGGAUCAAGCAAUCCAACAUUAACUGAACUACGUGAGAAACAAAUGGUGAUGAAACAUGAAUGUGACAACAUGACAAAUAAAUUUGCUGAUUUUUUAAAAACCCAAAAUAAUAUUAGAAAUGAAAAGCUAAAAGAGCUGGAUCCAACUGGUGUUAGAAACAAAGAAAAAGUUCAAAAGCUUGUACGUAAAAUUAAUUUAAUGAAAAAAUUGAUUACGAAUUUCAUUGCUGCUGAUUGUCAAAAUCUUGAUCCAGAAUAUGUUGAUUAUUUAUGGUCUCAUAAGGAUUUAAUUAAUGAUGAUAAUUUAAAAAAACUAAUGAAUGAUCAACCUGAAAUUUAA